UACUCGAUCCACGUGACAGCCGUCGAUCGAACGUGCCUUUCGUUCGACGCUAUCUCGUGGCUUUCAACGUGCGAAUUCGAGUUUGUGUAUACGUGUGCGUGAUGUACGUGCGUGCGUGCGUGUCUGUUCGCCUGAUAUAACGAGAGCGAGACGAGAAAGGAAUAGAAAAAAAGGGGACGUGAGAAAGAGCUCGUUCUUGGUCGCCUAGCCUCGUCAUUUGUUUAAAGAAAGAAAAACGGAAUAUACUUAAUCGAGAAGCAGAGAAUCAAUUAGCGAAGAUUCGCUUAUACGGAAUUAUUUCUUGACACUAUCUAUGAAAAUAGAGGCGGGACUUGUCGAUGGCCAAUAGAUCGACAGAUGAUCAAAAGCGGAGCGGUACGUCUUAGAUUAGGUAUAUAUAAGAUGAAUAAGUAAAAACAGCUGAUUCUGUGGAGCCGAUAAAAUCGCGUGUAGAGAUUUCUACGUGCUCUCCUGUCUACGGGCGUAUCCGCCGAUCGGAGCACGUACACAAACAUGUGUACACACACACAUAAACGUGAUAGCGCGUAGCGCGCGUUUUACGAGAGUGACCGCGUCGUCGGCGUCGCCGGCGUCGGGAGUGAAAAGGCGGUCGACCGCUUUGGCUGCUUUCACCGACCGCGCCAGGUGGAAUUAAUGCCGCCGAUCGCGCUUUAACGUUCCAUUUCGUCGUCCGUGUCUUUUUUCUUUCUCUCUUUCUCUCUUUUUUUUUAUGUUCGUAAAAAAUGACGCUCGCCCGUCAUUGAUAAUCAUCGUUGAAUACAUAUCUCCGUUCGAAUAAGGUCAAUGUGCCAACGUGAAAAAUCGAUCGAAAAGCCACGAUCAGAAUUGUGAAUUUUACGCAGUCUGAAUCAUCCACAGUAUACGCAACGUCAAAUCGACAGUGUCGCGAGAGGUUCCUUCGGUGUUUUGAAGUUUGCGGACACCGGCAGCGUAACCUUCGGCAACCUCGUCAGUGUACAAUAUUGAAUUGUAUAAUAUUGAAACAACCGCAAAACACUCGUAGCGUGUGUUCAUUCGCUCGCGUAUACUUGAAUUCUCAUUAGACACACCCGAUCCGUGGAUAUCUAAUCGGCGAGUAGCGUUAUCUCCGGUCAACGCCAUCGCGGGAUAACCGAAGCGAUUCUUCAUAGAACUGAUUUGUAAAAUCGGUGAAGACACAUAUAUAUAUGUUCCUUCACACAUCGUCUCCUUCCGAUUCUGCUGGUAUAUAAGAUAUAGUAAUUCGCGGAAUUUCGCGGAAGUGAGCGAUGAUCCUCUCGACCUGGCAUUAACGAUAUCAACGGGGAAAUCAACGUCUCUCAUCGCCGAUCGAUGUAUAAACCAAGUAAAUACUUAAUCUAGACGCGAGCUGACCUUCGACGUGACCCCGAUACGAAAUAUACGUGAGAGCUCGACGCUCUCUGCGAUGCGCAUUACGCGAUUGUGAACUGUUCGUCUUAUGGCCGUUAGAAUGGAAACAGCCAAGAUGUACAUUAGCAACGAACCGCAGAAUGGUCACACGACUACCAAAUUUGCCUCGACGAACUCCAUUCCGGCAGCGAUCAUGGAACAGGAGUCGUCGUUGGCGAGAAUCCUCGGCGCAGUCGGCAAGCAACGCGAGAACGCGGCGAUUCUACGGGAUUCGAAGAAUCGCCGGCACAGCGUCCUCGAGGAUCUGAAGGCUCGACGGGACAGCCUCUUUCAGAGGGCUCGUCGGGCCAGCGUGUUUGACGAUAAGGAUAACAAUACGAAGGAUAACAACCUCAAGAACAAUACCAAGGAUAACGUGAAGGACAAUAAUGCGAAGGAUAAGCCGAAAGACAAGAGGAGGAGCAGCGACAGCGGCAGAAGAAGCUCCGUGUUUUACGUGUCCGAGGAUCUAUUAGAGGAGAAUCAGGAAGCGCCGGAGAAGGAGGAUUGCGAUCUCGCGAUCCAGGAAGCCAAGAAGGGACGCCGCAAGUCCUGGCAUCCGCUCGUUAAGCCACCCAAGUUGGAUCGGAAGAGGAGGAAGGGCGUAUCCGGUAUUCCUUCGCAGACCGGUAGCACGGAAGGGCUUUACUCGCAGAAUUACGUGCGUCAGAAGAGACCGUCCUGGUGGAACAUCUUUGUACCGGACUCGGUCGUCAGGUCCAGACGAAUGUCCCAGGAUGUCACCUCUUCGAAAUCGACGGAGAACCUUUCAAUGUCUUAUUACAGGAGCAAGAGUCGUAGCGUGGAUCAUGGAUUUACGGCACCCUUCGAUUUGGAUUCUUUGCGGAACAAGGUUGAAGGACGCUUCGAAUCUGUCGAUAAGCUCACGAAAGAUUCCGAUAACGAGAGCAAAGAUGGUUCCACGUCGCAGGAGAAGAAGCACGGUCGCGUCUCGCAGCCCAUCAACACCAUUGCCUAUACGGUGGGCGACAGAGACACACUUACAUCAGUGGCGGCGCGAUUCGAUACGACGCCAUCCGAGCUGAGCAAAUUGAACAGGCUCGGAAGUACUUUCAUUUAUUCCGGUCAGCAAUUAUGGGUGCCGACGAAAGGAGAAGGACGCCCUGGAGGCGAAUCGACCACCAACGUGCCCAGCCCUGAUCCUUGUCACGAUCAUGAAUCCCAGGACGACUUACCACCCGAAGAAAAAGAACUUUUGGAUAAUCUAAGACCAGUGUCACCAAAGCCAGGCCAUAUGGAGCGUGUAAAGACACCUCUUGGAACUUCCAGUGGAAUUACAGAGGAAGAUGAGCAACCGUUUAGAGAAAGAUUUCUAAAAAUCAAUGUUAGGCAUAUCACAGAUGGCCAGGGUGUAGUUGGAGGUGUGUUGUUAGUCACACCAAAUGCCGUUAUGUUUGAUCCUAAUGUAUCUGAUCCUCUUGUUAUUGAGCAUGGUGCUGAAUCAUAUGGAGUGAUUGCUCCAAUGGAAUUUGUAGUUAAUGCUGCGAUUUAUUAUGAUAUUGCGCAUAUGAGAGUCUCUCAUACCGAGUCUGGACAUUUGGACAAGAAACCUGAAAUUUAUUACAUGAAGAAACCCCAAAUAGAUAAUCGUAAAUGUCAAUCUCCAGGAAAGGAUGAGAAUUUUCCUGAAUUAGCCGGUGAUGAUAGUGAGAGUGUAUGUAGCUGUGCAGAGAGAGAUGGCGAUGCUUUUCCAAAGGCCUUUGAGAGAGAACUUGUUACUCCCACCAAUCUCCAAAGUGAGGAGAAUUCAAAUUCUACCAAAGAGAAGGAGAAAGAUAAUAGUGACAAAGAAUUUUGCAGUGGCGGUCAAGCUAGUAGAACAUUAGAAGAACGCAGACGUUCCAUGCUUGAUCAUCAUUGGGCAGUUCCUAGUAAAGAUCGAACAUUCUCUGUUGAUGAUGAACAACAAGAUUCAUUAAAUUCUGAUAAGAUGGAACCAGCUAAAUCCAAUGCCAUUCCUGAGGACGAAGAAGGAUCUCUAGUCAAAUUGUCAUGCCAUGAUUCUGGUAUUGAUAUCCGUGAUCCCAAUCCGCCUAUUCCGGUAGUUCAGCCUAUACCAUCGAAAAAAGUAUACUCAGAUGCAGACAUUGUCUUAUCUUCGGAUUGGGUUCCUCCGAUAACGAUAGCGCCAACGAAUGUUACGAGCUCGUUAGAUGCCGGUCCUACUCCUAUUAAUGGCAGAAAGAAAGCCAGCUCGGUAUCUUUUAGUUUGGAAAGUAAUGCAGAGGAGCCCGAAAAGGAUGAAGAACAUAAGGAAGAUGAUAAACAAGAAACUCGAAGGAACAAGAUGCUAAAACGUCUAUCAUAUCCAUUAUCCUGGAUGGAAGGUUUAACUGGAGAGAAAGAAGAUGAAAGCAGCAAAUCCAUCUCUGAUAAGGUAUCAAGCCUUCCGAACAGUGCGGAUUCUCAUCACUCUUCUGUUUUCAGCAAAGUUUUCUCAAGCUCGCCGAUCAACCUGGUGAGUGACUUUAGCUCCGGCCUGUUUGCUAAAACCCCCAGCGAAGAGAGUGGCGGUAGAGCGGGUGGAACUCCUCCGCUUACCGCCUCCUCUCUCUCUCAGGACUUCAGCAAUUUUUCACCUGGUCCAGGAGGCCUCAUUGGACGCUCUUCCGUAGGUACUUUUAUUAGACAGCAACCUUUAACAUCCUCCGGCAGUAGCAGCGUCGACAGCAGUCGAGGUAGUAAAACUUCGACAAUGGCACCGCGAUUGGAUUACCGCAGUAUGGUCUCGGUCGAGGAUAUGCCAGAAUUAUUUGUGAGUUUCGACAAGCUGAUCCCACGGCCUGCACGUUCUUGCGAAGACCCACCGUUGUAUCUGAGGCUACGAACGGGAAGACCAAAGGAUAAGAAAAUACCGCGAUCGACGCCUAUUAUGAGUUAUGGCAAAAAGAAAUUGCGCCCUGAAUAUUGGUUCAGCGUACCACGUAACAGAGUGGACGAUCUGUAUAGGUUUAUUCACGCAUGGGUACCGAAUCUCUACGGCGAACUGGAUGAGAAUUACUGGCGGGAACGCGGCUACAUUCUGUCCGACACCGACACAGACCUGUCGCCGGAAUUGUCACCCCAUGAGAGCGGCGAGGGCGCGGAUUCUACGGAGGAGAGUAAAGCUCGCGACGGACAAGGCGAUGACAUCACCGAGUUGACAAGGGAAUCCUGGGAGUUGAUCAAGGCCCCCUACGUAAAGCUGUACAGCAUCCUGAAGACUUCGAGCACAUCGGCCGAUUCUGAGCAGAUCCAGGAUUCGGAGGUACUCUCUAUGAGCGAGGAAGUGAGGCGAGUGCUCUACGCAAACAGUGCCAUCUCCCUGGACAACGAAAUCAUCGUGCCUGAUCUCAUCGGCACGACCGAAAUACUCAGCGAGGAACAUAGGGAACAACUCUGUCGUCAUUUACCCGCGAGGGCGGAAGGUUAUCAUUGGACUCUCGUCUUCAGCACCAGCCAGCAUGGUUUCAGCCUCAACAGCAUGUAUCGAAAAAUGGCAAAGAUCGAGAGUCCGAUCUUAUUAGUCAUCGAGGACACCGAAGGCAACGUGUUUGGUGCAUUAACCUCGUGCGCCUUACACGUGAGUGAUCACUUUUAUGGUACCGGUGAGUCCCUGCUCUUCAGGUUUACGCCAAAGUUCCAAUGUUUCAACUGGAGCGGCGAUAAUCUAUACUUCAUCAAGGGCAACAACGAAAGCUUAGCAAUCGGUGCCGGAGAUGGCAAGUUUGGACUUUGGUUGGACGGUGACCUAUACCAAGGCAGGACGCAGUCCUGCAGCACGUACGCCAACGAUCCGUUAGCACCGCGCGAAGACUUUGUCGUCAAGACAUUGGAAUGUUGGGCAUUCAUAUAGGACACGGCCUCAUGCCCUCAGCCCGUCGCUCCAUCGCCCUCUCCGCAACCCAAUUUAACCUGAACUCGUGAGCCUUACAAAGGUUUCGCUUCCCUUCCCCUUGUCUAGGAGAGAUUAGAGGAAGACUAAUGAUUCUAAGAUUGUCCAACAAGUUAAAUCGUAUCGAUGUUGCCACGAUACUAAUUACCUCGAUUGUCAUUUGGGAAUUCCUCGCCCAAUGUUAGAUAUGAUGAUUCUCGCAGAAGAAAAAAUGAAUUGUCACUGUCGACAUAAAGGGACAAUGAUGACAUUGCCUCAAAAUGGUGAAAUUGACGAGAAGCAGCCUCGAAAGGGAUGCGGACGGUAAAAAGAAAGAGGUUGUCAUCCAAAAUUAUGCGGUCGUAACGUAUGCUAUUUACAUGCAGAUUUAUGUAGUUAUCACGUAGUUACUGAUUAUCGUUAAACGUCCCUUGCUCUUCUGUUUUUUUUUUCUUUUUUUUAAGUUGGCGUAUUUAUUCUAUUUUUUAUAUUUUAUUGAAUGAUCUUUGCUCGUUAAAUUGAUUCUGUAAAAGUCGAAAGGUCGAAAGUCGAAGAAUUAUGAUUACUUUAUAUAUGAUAAUCGUUACUUCGAACUAGUCGUGAGUUUGUGACACCUCUAACGCUGAUAUAAAGAUAAUGAUGAUGAUGAUGUUAAUGUUGAUGAUAAUUAAGAUGACAAUGAUGAUGAUGAUUAUAAUAAUAAUAAUGAUGAUGAUGAAAGAAUGAAAGUGUGAAUGAUUGUAAACGAUAUGGAUGGUAAAUGCACGAGGCGAGAUAUAUAAUGCUUGAAAGAAAAUAAUUUACGAUUCAACACGAUGAAAAUACUAAAAAUUAACAAUUUGUUGAUGUGUAGAUAAUGUAGAUAGUAAAUGUAAAUAUAAAAAUAUACAUAUAUAUACAUACAUACAUAUAUAUAUACACUUUGAUUGUACUGCUAUGAUUGAUUUCGACGGUACAAUAGUAGAGAGAACUCUUUGCCGAACACUGUGUAGCUCGUCAUGUAUAAAGCAGAUGUUUAUUAACACGAAAAACGUACACAAUACGCAUAUAUACAUAUUAUGCAUACACAUGAGGAUUGAUACACAGAUUAGGGGAAGUGUGCUCUCGUGCGACCGAAUGAUCUAUGAUCUGAAAAUAUAAAAUAGUCUUAGUAGAGAAAGAGAUACCUCGUGCUAAUCUUACAUUUAUGAGAGAAAAACUAGGAGAAACCGGCAGACAAAAAGUCAAUGAUGUGCAAAUUAAAUCGAGUCAAAGUGUAUUCGAAUCUUGUCGUCAGUAAUUAGUAAAUAUGCUUUGGAGUCACGAGUGACUACAACGAACACACAUGCCUGUGCCUGCUUCGCUCUCUUUGUCUCCCUCCGUUAAACAUACACGCGAUUACUGAAGCGAGUUUCGACUUUCGAGCAUGAGUCCAUCUUAGUACCAGCGUACGAACUCCCUGAUGUAAAAAAAAGAUUGAUCAUCAUAGAGAUAGCGUAUCUUGGACGAAUGAAGAAUCGUCGCGUUCGUUUAAAUUUAGACUGACUUUGUACGACCCUAUACACACACACAAUCGUACAUUGUCCGAGCUUAUAAUCUCUAUCACGCGAGUAUCGCGAGGAAGUGCGAACGUUUUUCGAGAUAAUCGAUCAUAUGUAUACUCGCUCGUCACUAUUUAGCGCGCCUCGUCGAUUUGCAAAGAAACAAAGAAAGAACAAAAUUUUGUACACGCGUGAGAUCGGACAAACUCUCCUAGAACGUUAAGUCACAGUUAUUGUGCUGAAUUUCCAUCAUUUGAGAAGGUUCACUUUGAUGCGUGUCACGUUGUAAUCCACAUUGUGACAACCUUGAAUGAAUUACACGUUUUAUACCACAUAGACUUAAUAAUAAUAUCGCCAUAUCUCUCUCUCCCCUCCAUUACUUUAGAUAAAAUUUGUACUUCGCGGUCACGCGUUGUAUCGUUUCUACAAACUUCGGAUUUCGGAUCUUUGUAAUCUUAACAAAGCGUUUCUCUGUUGGUUGAUUGCCGUAUGACAGAAGCGUUUAACGAUGACCAAGAGUGCUUAUUAUACUAAACAACACAUGUGAGCACAAUAAAAUACAAAACUUUUGAUCUAUCUUUACCUAUUUCUCUCUCUCACAUACACAUACACACACAUAUAUAUAUAUAUACACAAACACUUUUUCUCUCGAUGUAACGCCAUCAAAGAACUGAGUUCGAAAGACUGAGCAGCCGAUCCAAAAUCGCGAAACAAGAAUGACCCAAGUGUUCGCACACUAGUUAGAAGACGAAUUAAAAGGAAAAAAAUGGCAAGCAUGUAAUCAAAGCUGUCAAUUGGGCGAUUAAUGGAGCACUUGAUGAAAAAUUCUAUCUAGAUUGAGACCGAUAAGAUUUUGAUGAGUUUAAUUUUCGGUAUUAAUGUAUGUGCGAAACAGACAUGAUGUAGAAGGAAUAGAACGUUAAGAGAGUAAACUAUAUGCCAAUCAAAUCGUGAGAGAGAGUCCACAAUAAAUACAGAGAUUAUUUCGCGUGCGCUAGAUCUAACAAAAUCUAUCAAGAUUACAGCAGUUUCCGAUUCGCGAGUUCGACGAAGCACAAACAAAAUAUUCGACGGCUUACUAGGAUGAUAAUUUUGAAUCUUAAUCGUACUUUUUAACGUGCGAUACACGAUAAUACGUUAUAUACGAUUAGCGUUGUUUAGAGCACAAAUUAGAGUUUAGACGUAACCUUGUGAUAUUAAGUAAAACAAGGAAAAAAAAGAGUUGCGCUUUCGUAGAUAAUUUGUUGAUCGCUUCGAUGGUACACACAGUUGCACGUGCGACAUCAUACACGCGCGCGCACACAUAUAUACACAUACACACAUAUCCCUCAAGGUAGAGGUCCUUCCUCUUCCGCUUCCUUGAUUGCGAAGCGCGCGUGCGACAGCGGAAAUAUUGCUCGAGGAAUCUAUAGAGUAGUUUUUUUUUUCACCGGGGAUUUGAAACAGUACGAAAAGAGUAAUAGUAUUAUAUACGCGAAAGCGAGAAAGAGCGAAGUAUGUGCAUCUGCGAUAGCAGAUAAUGAUAAGCCAAAUGAGAUGCUUGAGAAAAAAAAGAGUAUUCACGUGACCCUCGCCUUAAUGUAAAAAAUCAAGAUGUUAAUGUGCAUUGUAAAAAAAAAUAAAAUUAAGUAUGUCUGGGGGAAAUAAA
Cataglyphis hispanica is the source of this 8452-nucleotide messenger RNA. It is a transcript of the gene mtd, whose product is annotated as TLD domain-containing protein 2. Gene Ontology annotation, cellular component: nucleus. The transcript has 18 exons. Gene Ontology annotation, biological process: response to oxidative stress. The record is from RefSeq and is a predicted model, not a curated record. Bases 1460 to 5266 code for a protein of 1268 amino acids. NCBI's taxonomy places the organism in Eukaryota, Metazoa, Arthropoda, Insecta, Hymenoptera, Formicidae.